Molecule: messenger RNA, 4105 nt
Organism: Pollicipes pollicipes
Lineage: Eukaryota; Metazoa; Arthropoda; Thecostraca; Pollicipedomorpha; Pollicipedidae
Product: GTPase-activating protein CdGAPr
Biological process (GO): small GTPase-mediated signal transduction
Molecular function (GO): phosphatidylinositol binding; GTPase activator activity; protein binding
Source: RefSeq, a predicted model, not a curated record
CUGCCGGCGGGCCCGCGAACUGUCCGACAUCGACCCCAAAUACGUCUCGCAGAGCGGGCUGUGCCUGUCGUCGGACAUGGAGACGUCCCGCGGCAGCAUCCGGAUCCAGCACCUGACCGGCACGCGGCCUCCGGUCGGCGAACCGCGCUUCCCCAAGCUGGAGGAGUGCGCCCACUUCCACUACGAGGUCGUCGAGCUGGGUCCGCUUCUGGUGCAGCUGUACGACGAGGAGCUCAAGUCGGUGUCGCACGCGUCGGACGAGGAGGCGGCCAGCUACCUCUCCCUCCAGGUGACGUCGUUCGGCCGCUCGUGGGUGCUGCGCCGCAGCUAUGACAACCUGCGGCUGCUCGACUCGCAGCUGCACAAGUGCAUCUACGACCGCAAGUACUCGUGCCUGCCGGAGCUGCCGCUGGAGGAGAACCUGGAGCCGCUCGAUGACAGCCUCGAGGAGGCGGUGGAGGCGCUGGUGGCCGACUACCUGCACCGGUUCUCGCAAAUCGCCGGGCCGCUCAUCAACUGCGCGCCGAUCCUCAACUGGUUCGAGCUCGACAACCGCGGCAACCGGCUGCUGGUGGCCGACGACUCGGACAUCAACACGCCGGCCGUGGCCGCCGCGCUGGUCGGCAAACGCUACGUGGCGCAGGCCAGCGACGAGAUCAGCCUGGAGGUGGGCGACAUGAUCUCCGUGAUCGACAUGGCGCCGCCGGACGAGUCGGUGUGGUGGCGCGGCAAGCGCGGCUUCGAGGUCGGCUUCUUCCCGUGCGAGUGCGUCCAGCUGAUCGACGAGAAGGUGCCGCACCAGCUGGCGUUGCCCGUGCGGCCGCGGCGCGCCGCCACCCUGCAGCCCAGCCGGCCCGUGCUCCGAAAGCACGGCAAGCUGAUCGCCUUCUUCAGGAGCUUCAUCCAGACGCGGCCGUCGCGGCGGAAGCUGAAGCAGUCGGGCAUCCUGAAGGAGCGCGUGUUCGGCUGCGACCUCGGCGAGCACCUGAUGAACACCGGCCGCGACAUUCCGGUGGUGUUGCGCAGCUGCGCCGAGUUCAUCGAGUCGCACGGCAUCGUCGACGGCAUCUACCGCCUGUCGGGCGUCAACUCCAACAUCCAGCGGCUGAGGAACACGUUCGACGAGGACCGGGUGCCGGACCUGACGGAGCCCAGCGUGCGCCAGGACAUCCACAGCGUCUCCUGCCUGCUGAAGCAGUACCUGCGCGAGCUGCCCAACCCGCUGCUCACCUACCAGCUGUACGACAAGUUCGUGGCCGCCGUCCAGAGCAGCGACGACCAGCGGCUGCUGCGCAUGCGCGACGUGGUCCAGCAGCUGCCGCCGCCCCACUACAGGACGCUGGAGUACCUGAUCCGACACCUGUCGCGGGUGUCGGCGCACGGCCACAGCACCGGCAUGACGCCCAAAAACCUGGCCAUCGUCUGGGCGCCCAACCUGGUGCGCAGCAAGGAGCUGGAGGUGGGCGGCGUGGCGGCGCUACAGGGCGUCGGCAUCCAGGCGGUGGUGGUGGAGUACCUGAUCCGCUACUGCGAGCUCAUCUUCAGCGACAAGCUGCCGGCGUUCUGCCCGGACAUGGCGCCGCAGACGCGCACGCCGAAGCGCUCGCGGCCCAAGUCGCUGGCCAUCUCCACCCCGACCAAGCUGCUCAGCCUGGAGGAGGCCCGCUCGCGCGCCCUCGGCGUCUCCGCCAAGGCUGACCAGAAAUACAUCGAAGUCGGCGGCGGCCCGGCCACGCUACCCACCAAGUACCACACGGUGAUCGAGCUGCCGGCGCGCAAGAGCGGCUCGCUCAAGUUCCGCCGCUCGCCGCUGGGGUGGCGCUCCCUGUUCCGCGGCCGGCCGGCCAAGCCGCACCUGCGCAAGGGCUCGGAGCCCAUCGACAUCGCUCUGACGGACAAGACCCUGACCGAGUCGGACCUGACCCAGAGUCGGGUGCGGACGCGCCGCCUGCGCUCCGUCAAGUCGGCCGACUCGCUCGUCUCCAUGUGCCACGCUGAGAACAAGCGCGGCUCCAUGAUGAUGGACCCGAGCCCGAGCCCAGCCACGCUGCCGGCGUCGGCGCCGCCGGCCGAGGCGGCCCGCUCCGCCUCCGAGUCGGACACGCCCGACACGGACCCGGCCGUGCGCGCGCACGCCCGCUCCGUCUCGCACGACUCCUACUUCAACAACCUGCUGGAGCUGAAGCUGCCCUUCUGCGACGACCGGCUGGAGGAGGAGGACGAGGAGCUGCAGACGCAGUACUGCUUUGACGACAGCGACAUGCGCGUCUUCAGCGAGGACGAGACGAUGCGCGCCACCGACUCGGCCGGCUGGCGCGGUCGCAUCCGCCAGCUGACGUCGCCGCCGCGCGUGCGGCGCGCCGCGCGGGGCGCCGAUGAGGGCGGCGUGAAGCGCACGGCGCCCGGCUCGUUCCGCGAGAAGGUGCUAUCGGCGCUGAGCCCGGGCGCGCGGCGCCGGGCCGAGGAGGCGGCCGCCGCUGAGCCAGGCCUCUCGCCGCGCGUCAAGGUGCGCAAGAAGGCGUCGGUCGAGACGCUGACGGGCUCCGAGUCGACCAGCGUGGACGUGUCGUCGCUGCGGACGGACGGCUCGGGCGCGGCGACGCUCUCGGCGGACAGCGCGCCGGCGCCGGCGCCCGCCCCCGCCCCGGCGCCGGCGCCACCGCAGCCGCCGCCGCAGCCGCCGGCCGGCCGCCAGGUGGUGGCGGAGGUGCACGUGUCGCCGGAGCCGAGUACGUGCCAGGACAUCAUCCUGCUGAGUCCGAUCAGCGAGUGCACGGCAUCGAGCGCCGAACACUACGGUCGGCCGUCGGCCGGCGACGCCGUCGCCGACGACGAGGUGACCGAGUGUGACGUGUCCGAGAUCCAGGACUCUGACGGCGAGCUGGCGCCGCCGGCCGCCGGCGCGUCCAACCGCAUCUCCACGCUGGUGCCCGAGGCGCUGGAGCUGCUCGACCGCCGGCUCAACUCGGAGAGCUUCCGCCGCGCCGUGGCGGCCGACGCGGCGCGCACGCCCGACGACGCCGACGAGGCGGGCGCGUACGAGAACGUGACGCCGGCGGCGGACGGGCCGUGCGACCCGCUGCCGGAGCUCGAGUACGAGCCGGUGGAGUUCGCGGCGGGGGUGGCGGCGGGCGCCGAGCGCGACGCGGAGCUGUACGAGAACGAGGCGUUUGGCGGCGUGGCGGAGCGGACGCCGGAGCCCGGGCUCGCCGCGGACGAGAACGGCGACGAGCGCGUGUACGAGAACGUCGAGCCGGCGGCGGUCGGCGACGCCGUGUACCAGCAGGUGCGCGUGUUCCGGCACUCGCUGGAGGAGGUGAACGCGCUGGUGGGCGCCGCGCCGCCGACGCCGACGCCGCUGGACCCGCCGCCGCCGGCGAUGCCGUCGGUGCGUCGUUCGUUCAUCGAGUGUCCGGCGCAGGCAGCGGGCAGCGGCGGCUCGCCGACGCGCUCCUGUCCGACCUUCUCGGACGGCGGCAGCACGCCCAGCCCGACGGACGUGCGCUACAGCCAGCUGAGCUCGGCGGCGAGCUCGCCCGAGCGGCUCCCCGCCUCGGCCGACAUCACCACGGCCGCCACGUGCUCGGACACGCUCGACGAGCGGCCGCUGCCGUCCGAGCCGCCGUCGCGGCCGAAGGCAGCCGAGCGGUGUCGAGACGCCGCCGCCGGCCGCGAGAUGGGCGAGAUGACCGCCGCCGCGCGGCCGGUGCUUGCCAGCGCGUCGUCCGUUGCCGACGAUGGCGUGGCGGGCGCCACCACGCCGCCCUCUGUCGGGAGCACGCCGGAGGACGAGCAGAGGCUCAGCGACCGGCGCGCCAGCGUCAAGCAGCUGCUCUCCAAGUUUGAGGUCAAGGAGGAGGAGGAGCAGUCGCAGGCGACGGUGGUGGAGGGGCGACUGGUGCUCGGGCUGGACCCGACCGCGCGGGAGAGAAUUGAGCGCUACAAGCAGGAGCGCCGAAGUCUGCUCAGGGAGAAAUACAAGACGGAGAGCUUCAAGCGCGAGAAGACCGAGGCCGCCGACCCCGGCAAGAUUCGCAACAUCGCCGCCAAGUUCGAGGAGACGGCCGAGGGCGCGCGCAAGACCAACUACGUGUCGACCGUGUAG